AGAUCCCACAUCACAAACUUGCUGCGUCAACAACAACAACGUCAACAGGAAACAAGAUGGUGCGUAUUUGUACAGCAAUAGUUACGUGGCUUAGGUUUUUGGUGUGAUUGCUGUAGGGUGUAUUUAGCAGAAAAGUGACUUAUUGAAGACAGUGGAGACCAACGAUGGCAUUCAAUUUGAGGCCGUUGAAUCAGAAGGCCGGUUUUCGAGACCAAGGCCUGGAAAAUAGGUCAAUCGAAAUUGUAGUCGAUAGGCCGUCGACGACAUUUGAAGAAGAACUAUUUGUUCCUGGAACAAAAACAAGAAGUGUGCAAAGCUAUGACUUUGCAACACCCCAACUUGAGACAAUGAAGCCAUUUAGAAGCUCAAGAAAUAAGUUUGAGACACUGAAAAAUGAAUUUAGAAAUAUGUUAAGCAUGCGACAGGCAAAGAAAAUAGCAGCUCUGUUGGUUUUAAAUUUUUUCUGCACAUUUUUCUUGAUUGUUACUGCAACAGCAACCAAUAGUAUGGCAUUGACUGCCUUUGCAUAUCUUACAAUUUUUGACUUUCUAUGUUUAUGCACUUGUUUCUUGUCGAUUUGGAUAUCACAACAGGUUCCAACAAAAACAUAUUCAUUUGGAUUUGACAGAUUCGAAAUAUUAGCAGUUUUUGUAUCUACAACAUUAACUCAGCUUGGAAGUUUCUUUAUUCUCAAGGAAAGUUUUGAAGGAUUAUUUCAAUACCAAGAAGUGAAAACAAACGGGCAACUGCCAAUGAUGCUUUUUGGGCUGUUUGUUCAUCUCAUUGUUAUUUAUGGAGUGGUGAACAGGCCAUUUUCUCAUGUAUCUAAUGUUGCUGCCUCUAAUCCUCUUCAAGAGUUUAUGCAGGACUUUGGAAAAAACAUUUGUGGCAUGGCCCCUAUACUGUCGAAGUAUUUAUUACCCCGACUGAAUCCAUAUGCACUGCUGGGGGAAUUCGCCGCGUUAAUGGUGCUUAUUGAAGUCUUUCUUGUUGAUCAACGAGCCUCGAGCCUGCCUGAUACAAUCUGUGCGAUGAUCAUUGCAUUCUUCACUUGCGUUACUAUGUUUCCUCUUGGCGCUUACAGUGGCAUGAUAUUACUGCAGGCUGCUCCGGGACAUAUGAUGGAAACUUUUGACAAAUUACUUAGAGAGGCAAACACCAUAGAUGGUGUGUUAGAAAUCAAGAAUGAACACGUUUGGAACGUUGGGUUUGAGCGAAUAGCGUGCUCAUUUCACGUGAGGGUGCGGCGAGAUGCAAUUGAACAAUUGAUUCUUGCAGAAAUCACUCAUCGUCUAUCACCGUUUUUGCAUCAUCUAACAAUUCAGAUUUUCAAAGAUGAAAGGAGUCUUCCAAUCAUAACUUAUGGAGAAGCACUAACUGGCCAAUCAACUAUUAAACUAAAUGACAACACUAACAUGUUUAGUUUUGAUUUUGAAAAAAGCUCAAAGUUUUAGUCAAUUAGUUUGUCAAACGUGUAACUUAACAAAUAAGUAGGAGAUCGUCUGUCGCGCCCAAUUGUCUUUUCAACCUCAGUUCAGGCACCACGCAGCCAUUGAGCUAGCAGGGGCUAUAGCCCCCCCCCCACUUUCUUUGCAAUAAUAGGCUAGAAAGUUUUUGCAAGGUUUACCCUAACGCAACUUUGAAUAGUUUACUCCUAUGUAGUAGCAGUUCUUCUUGACUGGGAACCUUUUAUGUUUAACUCGUGUUGUGAAUUUUUAUUUAUGUGUUCAAGGGCCAAAAAGGUGAUCGUAACGAUCUCGAGGACCCCGAAGUUCACUUUGACUGUAACAUUAUUUUGAAAAACAAUUAAAGUUCAACUAAAAAUUGAGAAGGUUAUCUGUAACUGUUUUGAAAUAUGUUCUGUAACUAAAAGUUGCUGUUUGCCAAUUUUUCUCUUUUUUGACCAGCAACGCUAUCAAAUCCCAACUUGCUUGUCAGAUUCAACUUUCUUUAGAGGGACAAUAAUUCAUAAAGGCUUAAUAAUAAUUUUUCAAAAUAUUUUCAGAAAA
Messenger RNA from Rhopilema esculentum, 2009 nucleotides. The record is from RefSeq and is a predicted model, not a curated record. Lineage: Eukaryota; Metazoa; Cnidaria; Scyphozoa; Rhizostomeae; Rhizostomatidae.